ACAAUUUCUCCUGAACAUUUGCACCAAUACAGGCCUACUUAGACGACGCAACCCUUGUACCUCCUCCUGCUGGCACAUGCUGCUUGCUGCAGUAUUUUGAUGUGAUUUUCUGUGUUUCUCGGCUCACACCACCCAAAAACAGACCGACUGUUGUAAAGGGGGCCCAUGUCGCGCGAGUUCGCAUGCUUGCGGCAAGCCGUUCGUCCACGGUCCGGUUUUCGGUGGUUAUGAAAUACCCCUCAACCAACCAGUUUCAAAAAUCAACAAAGUUUUGGGCGAAAGUUUCGAACGGACCCUCCUCGAGUUGUCCCUCGCUUCUCAACUGCAGUUUAGUUGCUCGGUAUCGUUGCAAGCGGUCAGAUCUCGUCACGUUUAUUCGGUGUAGCCUGCUUUUGCUCUAGUACUACAGUCGGUAGUGUGUUCGUGUUCAACGUGGUUACUUGCUGAUAAGAAUACCAUUAUAUCGUCUGCGGACGAAAAAAAGAAAAGAAAGCAAUUACGAAUUCUAAACACACCGGUUUGCUACCAAGCUGAAUCGUGCCGUUUCGCAUCGUUCGUGUGUUACCAGGAAGCUCAAUUAGACUGCUAUCUAGCACUUGCCUAGUAGUACAAGUAGGCAGGGCUCCGUCAGUGUGCAUAAUCGAAGUCGGCCGUGUGUGUUCAUCAGUGCUUGCUUGGUGACGGCUAGCCGUGUGGUGAUCGAUCGACCGGCUCUCUUUCUAUCUCUCCUCCACGCAGGUCACAUCGACGUCGUCGCAGUAGGCUGUAUCGUUGGGUUUGGCUGGUUGGGUACCUCGUGUCGUACCUAGUGUUCAAUCACACCUCGCUCUUAUCGGAUCGCGCAAAGGUACUUACACCUAUACCGCGGUAACUUACCUAUCGCCGUUCACGAGUUCGGUUCAGUUUCUGUGGUUUUGUUUUCGCCAAUUCAUCACGUCGGUCGUCGGCUAUCGCGCCGUGGCGAUGACGAAAUUCUCGCGAUAAUCCCAUAAAUGAAAAAAGUCGAAAAUUUAACACAGAAAAGUGAUAUAAUUUGUUCCAUAGAAGCCUAAUUCAGUGUGUUUUCGCCCUUAUUCCCCGCAUUUCCAAUUUUGUCCCAACCGAGUGAAGGUGCGUUCCGGGAGCGAUUUUAGAAGGAAUCAAAAUUCUGCCAACAAGGAGAAAAAUGGCCAACGCGUACGACAUCUUCAGUGGAGUGUGCGUUUUCGUCGUGUCGGUGCAGUUGCUGCGGAAGGUGUUUCCAUGGAUCUACGAGAACCUGCUCGGGCCGAAACUAUUCGGUUCCGCAGUGAAGCUGCGCGAGAUGGGAUCCUGGGCAUUGGUCACCGGAGCAACCGAUGGAAUUGGCAAAGCGUACGCUAAAGCGCUUGCCAAGAAGGGUCUUAACGUGAUUCUUGUCAGCCGAACCCGGUCGAAAUUGGAAAACGUUGCUCAAGAAAUCGAGGCCGAAUCCAAAAUCACCACCAAAAUCAUCGCGGUAGAUUUCACCUCUGGACCAGAAAUCUACGAAACGAUUGCCAAGCAGACGGCCGGUCUGGAAAUCGGUGUCCUGGUCAACAACGUCGCCAUGUGCUACGAUAUUCCCGAGCGGUUUCUUCAGCUACCCGAUCAGGACAAGUUGACCACCGACCUGGUCACUUGCAACGUCAUCUCCGUGACUCACAUGUGCAGCCUAGUCCUUCCGGGAAUGGUCAACCGAAGGAAGGGUGUCAUCAUCAACAUCUCAUCAGUAUCGUCGGUCAUUCCAUCUCCGAUGCUGGCGGUCUACGCUGCCACCAAGGCAUUCGUUACGAAAUUCAGCAACGACCUAGCCACGGAGUACGCCAAGCACGGCGUACUGAUUCAAGCGGUCCUUCCUGGCCCGGUUGCCACCAACAUGUCCAAGAUCCGGAAAUCUACGUGGCUGGCUUGCUCGCCGCAGAAAUUUGUAGGCGACGCGUUGCGCACGUUGGGAAUUGCUCGGCAAACUACCGGAUACUAUCCACAUGCCCUGAUACAGAAAAUUAUGGAUAUCUUGGACUUCCUAACGCCAGCUGGUGCUCGCCUCGUUACUUUGAAGACACUGGAGCAUGCCCGAGCAGAAGCUCACCGGCUAGCCGCAAGAAAAUAGGCAAAUGGCUUAAUGUGGUGAAUUGUGACCAGUGUUUUUUGUGGAAUACAUUUUUUUGGGAAAUAUCCUGUGGAA
This is a messenger RNA of Aedes albopictus (Asian tiger mosquito), 2185 nucleotides long. Its product is annotated as very-long-chain 3-oxoacyl-CoA reductase-like. The coding region runs from base 1166 to 2110 and encodes 314 amino acids. Gene Ontology annotation, molecular function: oxidoreductase activity. The record is from RefSeq and is a predicted model, not a curated record. Lineage: Eukaryota; Metazoa; Arthropoda; Insecta; Diptera; Culicidae. Gene Ontology annotation, cellular component: endoplasmic reticulum. The transcript is spliced from 4 exons.